AUGGCUCAUGAGUUGAGGGCAAGUUUGAGAGUUGGGUAUGAGUGUAUAAAGCCCAAAGUAGUUGACUAUAAAAAAUUAAGGAGAGAUAUCAACAGGGUUAUUGGUUAUAAAGAUGCCCAAAUGAUAGUAAACACAAUGAAUGACCGUCGAGCUCACUAUCCAAAUUACUCAUUUGAGUUUAAUUGUCAAGAUGAUGUUUUGGACUGUAUGUUUUGGGCUGAUGAAAUGGAGAAGGCAUAUUAUGCUGAAUUUGGUGAUGUUAUCUCGUUUGAUGCGACUUCCCGAACAAACAAGUAUCGAAUGGUUUUUGUUCCGUUUACUGCUAUUGACCAUCAUAAAAAAUCGGUUACUGUUGGAUCUGGGUUGCUAAGAAAUGAAAGCAUUGAGUCUUACUCUUUGUUGCUUAAAGCAUUUCUUAAAACUCAUGGGAAAGAACCAGCACUUGUUUUAACCGAUCAAGAUGCUGCAAUAAAACAAGCUGUUGAGAAUAUAUCAGAUGAUUUAUUUACGAACACAGACUUUAGAAAAAGGUUUUCGAAGCUUGUUUGGGACAUUAAUAUGAAACCUAAUGUUUUUGAGGUGAAGUGGGGUUUGCUUAUGAAGGAAUUCAAUCUUGAAGACAUAAGAUGGUUUAAAGACAUGUUUGCAAUACGUGAUUCAUGGAUACCUGGAUAUUUUAGUGAUAUUCCAAUGUGUGGUUUGAUGAAGACUACAUCUAGGUCAGAGAGUAUGAAUUCAUUCUUUAAUACAUACUCAGAAAGUGGGAACUUACUUUUGAAUUUCAUGAUGAAUUACGACACUGCCAUUCAAAAGCAAAGGAAUACUCAACGAGAGCUUGAUAAGGCAUCAAAGAAAGCAUCAUAUAAAAUGCAAACACCUCGAGAAAUAGAACUGCAAGCAUCAAAGGUUUAUAAAAGUACAUUAUUUUUUGAGGUGCAAAAAGAAAUAUAUAAAGCAUGUUUUUUCUCUACAUACUCAUAUGUUGGUAUUGAAGAUGGUUGGGAAGUUUACAUUGUGGAGCACAACAACAGUAAAAGUGAAUUUAAGGUUGAAAUAAAAGCUGAAGAGAAAGAAAUAAAUUGUAGCUGUGAACAUUUUAAGCGUAUGGGUGUUUUAUGCAAACAUGCUUUUAUAAUAAUGAUGAUAUGUGAUGUUAAAGAAAUUCCUAAAAUGUACAUUUUUAAAAGAUCGAGAAAGGAUGUGAUAUCAAGAAAUUAUCGUUUUGGUUCUGUUCAAUCCAAUUUAGGUGAUUGUGAGAAUGUAAAACUAGUCAAUGAUUCAUAUUAUAGUUUUGAAUCAUGUUUGGAUAUUGUAAGAGAUGACAAAAAGAGAUUGGCUUUGUUUGCUGAGAAACAACAAAUGUUGUUGAAGAAAUUUGAGAGUGAUUAUAUUUCUCCUGGAUUGAAAAGCAAGACAGAUGGUGAAGUCGUAUGCAAGCUUUUAGGUGUUACUAUUCCUAUUACAGAAGAGAUUAAUAUUCAUGUUCCUGAAGUUCAAAGCAAUAAAGGUUCUGUAAUCAAGAAAAGAAUUCUAAGUGCAGGUGAAGUAGCAUAUGAAAAUUCUAAAAAAGAACAUAGAAUGUGUUUAGGAUGUGGAAAAUGA
Messenger RNA from Lactuca sativa (garden lettuce), 1602 nucleotides. RefSeq names its product protein FAR1-RELATED SEQUENCE 5-like. NCBI's taxonomy places the organism in Eukaryota, Viridiplantae, Streptophyta, Magnoliopsida, Asterales, Asteraceae. The record is from RefSeq and is a predicted model, not a curated record. Gene Ontology annotation, molecular function: zinc ion binding.